GCACGCGUCCCGGGAGGGGCGCGCGGGACCCGCCGGCGCCGCCACUGCGCAGCCUCCCGCGGCCUCCCCGCCCGGCGCAGCCUCCCGCGGCCUUCCCGCCGCCGCUCUCGCCCGGGCCGGCCAUGGCGCUCAACAAUUUCCUUUUCGCUCAGUGCGCCUGCUACUUCUUGGCCUUCCUGUUCAGCUUCGUGGUGGUGGUCCCGCUGUCCGAGAACGGCCACGACUUCCGCGGCCGCUGCCUGCUCUUCACCGAGGGCAUGUGGCUGAGCGCCAACCUCACGGUGCAGGAGCGCGAGCGCUUCACGGUGCAGGAGUGGGGCCCGCCGGCCGCCUGCCGCUUCAGCCUGCUCGCCAGCCUCCUGUCUCUGCUGCUGGCCGCCGCGCACGCCUGGCGCACGCUCUUCUUCCUCUGCAAGGGACACGAGGGCUCCUUCUUCUCCGCCUUCCUGAACCUCCUGGUCAGCGCCUUCGUGGUCUUCCUGGUCUUCAUUGCCAGCACCAUCGUGAGCGUGGGCUUCACCAUGUGGUGCGACACCAUCACCGAGAAGGGCACCGUACCCCACAGCUGUGAAGAGCUCCAGGACAUCGACUUGGAGCUGGGCGUGGACAACUCCGCCUUCUACGAUCAGUUUGCAAUUGCCCAGUUUGGCCUCUGGGCCUCAUGGCUGGCCUGGCUGGCCAUCACCACGCUGGCCUUCCUGAAGGUCUACCACAACUACCGUCAGGAGGACCUGCUGGACAGCCUGAUCCACGAGAAGGAGCUGCUGCUGGCCCGGCCGUCCCCACGCACCUCCUUCCAAGAGGAGAAGAGCGCUGUCAUUUAGGCACAGUGCAGGCAGGGGGAGCUGGCCCCGACCUCCCUGCUGCGCUCGGGGGCACGGGCCUGCCUGGGGAAGCAGCUGGGGGGCUCUGCCUGGGCCCUGACCACAUGCAGCCCUGCGUGUGUCCCCUCGACACCACGUGUAGUGAGGUGAGCGCCCCAGUGCCCACCUGUGAGCCUAGCAGUGGACUGGGUGGGUGCCGGCUCCCUGAUGAGGAUGGUGCAGAGAGACUAUGGGUGUGGGGCGGGGGCGGGGGGCACCUCCAGGCCUCGCACAGGGCCCCUUGGCUGUCCCAGUAGGACCUGACUGGCCAGCCUAUGUGGAGGGCGUCCAGCUUGUCUCCCCCAACCCUGGCCGGAUGCUGUCUCCAUGCCAGCUGGCCCAGGGGUGGCCAGACGUCACUCAGCCCUGAACGAAUUCUGCAUGAAUUCUGCCAUCCAGGCAGAGGCUGCGUGUGGGGAGGAGCUCACGGCACCUUCCAGCCUCUGGCCCCAGGUUGGCCCCCUCCCCAGCUGAGUCCCCCUCCUGGGUGGGUGCCAUAGGCCUGGGAGACCCUGUGGCCGGGCUCAGGGAGGCUUCUGAGGCCUGUGAGUUGACCUCACUGUGUGUGGGUCCUGUCUGUGCUUGGCUGAGGGUCAGGGAAGUGGUAAUCUGGGCUCCACAGAAUCGAGGGCAUCAUCUGGUUGGGGAUUUCGAGGGCACAUGUACCACAUAGAGAACUGGGCCAGGAGCCAUGGCAGGGGUCUGUGUGUGGGUAAGGGAGGAUGUGAUUGUGAGUGCCUUUGUGCAUGGGAGGGUGUGAUUGUGUAUAUGAGUGCAUGAGAGGAUGUGACUGUGCAUGUGUGGGUGUGACAGUGCAGGUGUGACUGCAUGUGAAGGUGUCACUGAGUGUGCACGAGAGGGUGUGACUGUGCAUGUGAGAGUGAAUGUGUGACUGCAUGUGCAGGUGUGACUGCAUGGGAGGAUAGUGUGCAUGAGUGUGCAUGUGGGCGUGACUGCAUGUGAGGGUGUGACUGAGUGUGCAUGUGAGGGUGUGACUGCAUGUGAGGGUGUGACUGUGAGUGCAUGUAUGGGUGUGACAGUGCAGGUGUGACUGCAUGUGAAGGUGUGACUGAGUGCAUGAGAGUGUGACUGCAUGUGAGAGUGAAUGUGUGACUGCAUGUGAGAGUGUGAAUGUGUGACUGCAUGUGCAGGUGUGACUGCAUGGGAGGAUAUGAGUGCAUGAGUGUGCAUGUGAGGGUGUGACUGCAUAUGAGGGUGUGACUGCAUGUAUGGGUGUGACAGUGCAGGUGUGACUGUGUGCAUGUGAAGGUGUGACUGAGUGCAUGAGAGUGUGACUGUGUGCAUGUGAGAGUGAAUGUGUGACUGCACGUGUGAGUGACUGCAUGGGAGGAUGUAAGUGUGCAUGAGUGUGCAUGUGGGUGUGACUGCAUGUGAGGGUGUGACUGUUGUGCGUGUGAAGGCUUGAUUGUGAGUGUGCCUGGGAGGAUGUGAGUGUGAGGGUGUGACUACCUGUGAUAUGAGUGUGCAUGCAUGUGAGUGUGAGGAGGAGUGUGUAGGUGUGAGUGUCUAGGCAGGUGUGUCUGCAGUGUGUGCAGCAUGUGCGUAAGUGCGUGUGAAUGUGCGUAUGUUGCAUGUGAGCAUGUGCACGCCUGUGCGUGUGAGCAUUGUGUGCGUGAUGGGAGCCGUGGGUGCUGUGUGGACGGCCCCUCUGCCCCUCCCAUGGGCUCCCACGCCCAGUAUCCACCUGAGAGAGGAGGGAGCUGCCUUCCCAUUCUGCAGAGUCUGUGUGCUGAGGCCCCGCAGAGGCAAGUGGAGGAGCUGGGAUGUGAACCUGGGACCCCAGCGUAGGGGGCUGCUUGGCUGUGGACCCUGCCCCUCAGGAAAGCCCAGGGUCCACCUCCAGAGGACUCGUUCCAGGGCGGGGGCAGGGGCGGGGGGCCUCCCCACCCGGGGCUCGAUGAGGGGCUGUCCGUUUCUUGGUUGAGUGCUGCCAAGUGCUCCCUGCUGCUGCACCCACCUUCCCAGGGAGAGGCGAGCCCCUAGCUCCCUGAGUUCGUGACCCACCCUGUCCACCAUCAGCAGCUGGCUUGUGUCUCUGGGUGGCUGGGCACCAGCCUCCUGGAGGCCACGUGCCUGGGUCCACAUGGAGGGUCCUGGUGGGGGCAUCAUCCUGGGUCCCGGGAGUGAGGCUGGCAGGUGCCCAUCGGGGGUGUCAAGUCCAGGGGGAUCGAGGCUCUGGAAGCUUAAGGGGGCUCUGGCCUUGGGUACCAGCUGAGUUUCCAGCUGGCAGCCAGGUCCUCGAGGGAAGAGGUUUGGACAGAAUCCGAGGCCCCCUAAGCUGAUGGGGUCCCCUGUCUCCCCUUCCAGCCCUGACCCACUGGACAUGGGGACUCUUUCCAGUCCGGAGAGCUCCUUGUCUGUGUCCCCAGCAGAAGGUGGGGUGGCUCCUGCCUCACCCUCUGCCCAGCCCUGAUCCAGGCCACAGCCAUCUAGGGCCCUGAAGGAGGGGCAGGAGGCAGGGGUGGCUUCUGGAACCUGAGGGUUGGCCCCGGUUGGGUCUGUUCUUGGGUGCUGCACUGCUGGAUCCCAGGAGCAGGUCUGGAACAGCCCCAUGGCUAGGGUGACGGAAAUCCUCGGCUGCAUGCAGACAUAGACCCACCCUGGACUGGGCUGUCCCCGGAGCCCAGACACAUCGCCCUGGGAAGGGGCAGCUGGGUCUGCAGUGUGCUGGGCAGGGGCUGGGGGCCCUGGUCGUGGGCUCUCCAGGGUCCCUCAGGGGAUUGGGCCUCUCCCCAGGCAGGAAGGUGGGAAGUGCAGGCAUGACCCGGGGUUCCUGAGGCGUGUCCACCAAGUUGCUUCUGAGACGCCUUCGCUUCUGUCCUGGCUGUCUGUUAAUGAUAUCCCUGUUCUAAUUCCACUCUGGCUAAACUGAAAGUAAAGAUCCUUAAGCUUA
This is a messenger RNA of Gorilla gorilla gorilla (western lowland gorilla), 3777 nucleotides long. It is a transcript of the gene TMEM179, whose product is annotated as transmembrane protein 179. Bases 123 to 824 code for a protein of 233 amino acids. The transcript is spliced from 4 exons. The record is from RefSeq and is a predicted model, not a curated record. NCBI's taxonomy places the organism in Eukaryota, Metazoa, Chordata, Mammalia, Primates, Hominidae.